AUGGGCUCUUCUUUGGAAGAACGCCAGGUAGACGAGAAUGAAUUGACCCCUCCUCUUAAUCUCACAACCUCCGCGGAACCUACACUCACCUCCCCCACCAGUCCUAUUGCCCAAUCGCAAUUUAAGAUUCUGGAAGAUGAGGAGGACUUGGUAUCCCGGGAAUAUAGAGACGAUAAUAUAAUAGACCAGAGCACUCGACGAGCGGUCAAUAUUGCUCCUAUAGUUGUAGCAAAUUUGGACGAGUCCACAUAUGAAUCGCCACUAGGGAGUUCGGCCAUAACGAAGUCACCCAAGUCGUCGCCUCUCGAGUCUGAGCUGCGAAGCGCUUUACGGAAGUACAAGGGUGAGGAUAAACAUGAGUUUCUGCCAAUCGAUGCGUUCGAUAGGAUAAUACAAGUGGAGAAUAUCAAGAAAGAACUUUGCCGUUGGAACAAACACCAUGAUGCAGUCACCAUGGCAGAUAGUGUGAUGGGUAGUAACCUCCCAGACCAAAAUCGAGACGGCCAAACGAAGCGAAAAAUCUUCGCGAUAUUGGGAUUGAUGGAGAAGGCAAGAAAGAUUGAACAGUUCGUCAAGCUCGAAAUUUGCGACCAUCAACUUCCUUUCAAGUUUCAAAAAGGAACGAGUGGUCGUUUCGUAAUUGAAGAUAGAUAUGGGCAUGGUCUACCUCUCGAGAUGUUCAAGAAACAGAGUUUAUGCGAAAGUUUUCGGGAUCAUCAAUGGGAGGUAUUAGCGCCCUCCUUCGAAUUGAGUCUAGACUCAACUCAGAAGAUACAACAUCUCGACUUCAAUCUAUACGAAAGACUCCCUUUCAUGGAAAGUGAGCACAUGUACGAAGGGGAACCAGAGUUAGCUCAGGGGGGGUACGCCCAGGCUCCAGGAAAAGAGACCUAUUUUGCCGUGAAGCGACUCCAUCGGGAUGAAGAGGAUUCUAGACAGCGUGGUGAAACGGACAACUACGAAGCGCGGGUCCUAAAGCGUCUCAACGAUCUAGAAGACCCGCAUAUCAUACGGCUCCUAGGAACCUUCUCAUACGAGAACCAUUUCCACAUGAUAUUUCCUUGGGCAAAUGGCAAUUUGCAGGACUUUUGGAAAACUUAUAUUGACGAUCCUACUGCUCGUUCAACCGGUUUACUUGCUCAGUGGCUGUGCAAGCAGAUGAUCGGUCUCUGUAACGCGUUGAAUAAUGUUCAUAAUACUCAGAGAUCCGAGCGCAGGCCACAAGAUCUUACACUGGACUUCGAUACCCGUACACAUGGAAGGCAUGGUGACAUCAAGCCUGAAAACAUCCUUUGGUUCAAGAAAGAUGGUCACCGGACAGAUCAAGAAAGCUUAGGAGUGUUGAAGCUUGCCGAUUUCGGUUUGGCAGACUUCCACUCUGAGCGCUCGAAGUCUGAUGCCAACGCUAAAGGCGUAACCCAGACAUACCAAGCACCGGAGGUUGACGUCCUGAGAGUUGUUUCACAGAAAUAUGACAUGUGGUCUUUGGGCUGUGUGUUGCUGGAGUUUGCUGUUUGGUAUGUGGACGGUUGGGAAGGAGUCGACAACUUUUCACAAAGACGGAGUGACGAAACUGCAAUCGGCAUAAGAAUGGAUAAAUUCUACGAUGUCCGUUUGGAGGAGUCCAGCACUAAAAGCACUCGGCGUGCCAAAAUUAAAGCAUCAGUGGCGGGCGUCCGAUAUUUUUUGACCGAGAAUCCGAGAACAUCCCAAGGAUGCAGCGAUUUCGUUAUAGACAUACUGGAUCUUGUUCAGGAUUACUUACUACGGAUGACUCCGAAGAAAAGGGCGCACUGCGAUUCUAUUGUUGAGAAGCUCACGACGAUCUCUAGAAGAUGUGUAGAAGAUCCUCUUUACUGUACUCAGCUGCGCAAGACAGUAGACAUGACGGCAACAGAUCACUCAGAGCUAUCCUCAUCAGAAACUUCCUCUGAGCGUAACAAGGACCGUAUCCAGCUUUCACUUGAACAAAACAGUGGAGAAGCAAACGAAAAUGACAAAUUUGAAGCGGGUCGUCAAGAGUUGCCCGAAGAGAGCCAUGUGGUCCCAAAUUUACCGUCGAUGGGCGAAACGGGUUCGACGUCAGCGAGGAAAGAAAGAAAGCAGCGACUCAGGAUGUGGUCCGAGGCUGUGUACAAAACACUAUGUGGAUGCCUAGGCACCAAGAGUAAAGAGGAUCGAUGA
This is a messenger RNA of Didymosphaeria variabile, 2184 nucleotides long. RefSeq lists its product as uncharacterized. The record is from RefSeq and is a predicted model, not a curated record. Gene Ontology annotation, biological process: peptidyl-threonine phosphorylation; peptidyl-serine phosphorylation. NCBI's taxonomy places the organism in Eukaryota, Fungi, Ascomycota, Dothideomycetes, Pleosporales, Didymosphaeriaceae. The coding region runs from base 1 to 2184 and encodes 727 amino acids. Gene Ontology annotation, molecular function: protein serine/threonine kinase activity; ATP binding. The transcript has 3 exons.